Molecule: messenger RNA, 6805 nt
Organism: Tupaia belangeri chinensis (Chinese tree shrew)
Lineage: Eukaryota; Metazoa; Chordata; Mammalia; Scandentia; Tupaiidae
Gene: PAX5
Product: paired box 5
Exons: 11
Coding region: 939-2168 (409 amino acids)
Biological process (GO): regulation of transcription by RNA polymerase II; anatomical structure development
Molecular function (GO): RNA polymerase II cis-regulatory region sequence-specific DNA binding; DNA-binding transcription factor activity, RNA polymerase II-specific
Source: RefSeq, a predicted model, not a curated record
CCCACCCCCCGCGUGGGCCAGGCGUGGCGGCCGUCCCGGAAGAGGCAGCUGAAAGACAGUUGAACCAGAGUCCCGAGAGGGCAGCGGGUCUCGAAGAGUUGGUAGGCGUGAGGCAGAUACCCAGGCACGGAGGAACCCGUCGCUGUUGUCCCCAGUACCGGUCCCAGCGAUGGGGGAGCAGCGGGGGCCGAGGAAACUUUGAAGGCAGCGAGUUCCUGGGUUUGAGGGCUGCAAGCUCCUGGGGACUUGGGAGUCUCGGCCUCAACGUCCGUGGCGGAAGCGCCGCCGAACCCGCUUGGCCCCCUGUGUGGCCAGAGAGGAAGUUCUUUGCAACUUCGUACGAGACGUCGAGAGCCAGUUGGAGAGAGGCUGAGAGGCCAAGUCUGAGCCCCUCUGACCCAGAGAAGCUGAGUAAGAAAGGAUCUAGAGGAGACCGAGGGGUCGAGGUGGGACCCUAGAGGCAGCGAGGCCGUGGAACCAGCCUGGCAGCUCCCAGGCCUCGCUGCCCUCUGAGUGAAGCCAAGGGCCGUGUGUUCCCGCGGCCUCCUCAAAACCGCUCCUGCUGGGGGUCGGGGGCUCCUAGCGGUCCUGGAGGCGGGCCCCUGCGCUAUGCCGCCGAAGCCGCAGGCACUUUGGCCGCAGCUACCCCAAGCUGGGCCGGGAGCCGCCGCUUGAGCCAGCUGGGAGGGAAGCCAGCCAGAGUUGGGCGCCCGCUUCCAGCCGACUGCGCUAGCGCGGUUUCCCGCCUCUCCGCUCAGCUCUCGGCGAUCUCCGGCAGCAAGGCUCUGAGACACUCGAGACCCUGAAGCUCCGGCAGUAUUUUCUGAGCCCAGUUCGCACGGUACCCGGCCUGGAGGCGCGGCUCCCUAGCCGCCCUGGGCAGCCCCUUGGCGCCGGGAGGCAGCGGCGUGGGCCGGCCUGCAGUCUGGAGCGCCCCGAUGGAAAUACACUGUAAGCACGACCCGUUUGCAUCCAUGCAUAGACAUGGAGGAGUGAAUCAGCUUGGGGGGGUUUUUGUGAAUGGACGGCCACUCCCGGAUGUAGUCCGCCAAAGGAUAGUGGAACUUGCUCAUCAAGGUGUCAGGCCCUGCGACAUCUCCAGGCAGCUUCGGGUCAGCCAUGGUUGUGUCAGCAAAAUUCUUGGCAGGUAUUAUGAGACAGGAAGCAUCAAGCCUGGGGUAAUUGGUGGAUCCAAACCAAAGGUCGCCACACCCAAAGUGGUGGAAAAAAUUGCUGAAUAUAAACGCCAAAAUCCCACCAUGUUUGCCUGGGAGAUCAGGGACCGGCUGCUGGCGGAGCGGGUGUGUGACAAUGACACGGUGCCCAGCGUCAGUUCCAUCAACAGGAUCAUCCGGACAAAAGUACAGCAGCCACCCAACCAGCCGGUCCCAGCUUCCAGUCACAGCAUAGUGUCAACCGGCUCCGUGACGCAGGUGUCGUCGGUCAGCACGGACUCCGCUGGCUCGUCGUACUCCAUCAGCGGCAUCCUGGGCAUUACCUCCCCGAGCGCCGACACCAACAAGCGCAAGAGAGACGAAGGUAUUCAGGAGUCUCCAGUGCCGAACGGUCACUCACUUCCAGGCAGAGAUUUCCUCCGGAAGCAGAUGCGAGGAGACCUGUUCACACAGCAGCAGCUGGAGGUGCUGGACCGCGUGUUUGAGAGGCAGCACUACUCGGACCUCUUCACUGCCACAGAGCCCAUCAAGCCCGAGCAGUGGUGCCCCGUGCUGAUGAGACAAUACUUGGUGCAGCCCCAGGCAGUCCUUUUCCAGACCACCGAGUACUCAGCCAUGGCCUCACUGGCUGGGGGGCUGGAUGACAUGAAGGCCAACCUGGCCAGCCCCACCCCCGCCGACAUUGGGAGCAGCGUGCCUGGCCCGCAAUCCUACCCCAUCGUGACAGGCCGCGACUUGGCGAGCACGACCCUCCCCGGGUACCCUCCGCACGUCCCCCCCGCCGGACAGGGCAGCUACUCAGCGCCGACGCUGACAGGGAUGGUGCCUGGGAGUGAGUUUUCCGGGAGUCCCUACAGCCACCCUCAGUAUUCCUCGUACAACGAUUCCUGGAGGUUCCCCAACCCGGGGCUGCUGGGCUCCCCCUACUAUUACAGCGCCGCGGCCCGAGGAGCUGCCCCACCUGCAGCUGCCACUGCCUACGACCGUCACUGACCCUCGGAGCCAAGCGGGCACCAAGCACUUAUGACACAUAUCAUUGAGGGCCAUAGCCUCCCAGCUCCCUCUGAAGACAGCCAGAGGGGCCCAAUAAGAUCACCCCCUCCUCGCUAGCCCCCACUUGCCUGAAACUCCCUCCCUCCCCUUUUCCUGCCAGGGAUUCUGGGGUUCUGUGGUAGCGCUGUUGGACUUGCAGACACUCUCGUUUCCCAGUCCGCGGCUGAGCUUCUCCCAGACAAGCAGACUGUUCUGCAGACAGCUACAGUCCCAGCCCAGCCCGGCGCUUCCCCGGCUGUCUGACCAUCUGUCCACCUGAGCCACCCCGCGCCUGGGCAAGAGCUGGCUUCUGGUGCUUCCACAGCACCCAUGUAAAUACCUUCUUGCUUUCUGGUGGGCCUGAGGGUCCCACUAGGCAGACUUCCCACCGUUAUGCAUCCUGCACUCGUGGUAUGUCACGGGUUAUCUUGCCUGGGUGCCCCUGUCUGGGCUGGGAGUUGUCCUUGACCCCACCUUGGGCCCCAGCCUCCCGGUCAUCUCUACUUCUUUUCUCUGGACUCGGGGUCUCACUGGUUGUGCUGCAAGCUCCCCCUAAGCUUCCCCCCCCAAGAAGAGCACAUUUUAGGGAGCUGCCCUGGCUUCUUGCCCCCAUUUCAGUGGAGCAGCUCCUUCCAGAUCAAAGGACUCAAGAAACAUGGACUGGGACGCGCUCAGCUUCGGCUCUACAGUAAGAGGUCAUCUAAGUGUCAACGGCACUGUGGACUGACGGAACGCGGGAGCUCGUCUGAUCCACACCAUGCCAAGGAGCCCAAGGUUCUCCCUGCUCUCUCAGCCCCUGGAACUGCCAAACUGCCCUGGGGUGUGUUUUCGGCGACAUGCCCAGGCUCCAAUCGCUUUGGACACCCACCAUGGACACUUUCACCCCCCUUCCAGGACCCAGCGAGCAGAUUCUGGGCAAGCCUAUCCCACUGAUAUAGAGUGACUAACAGAAAGGACUUUCCUCUGUGCCAAGGACCACAGACACCCUGCAGCAGCCAGCCAGAACGUCGAAGCGUCCUCUCGGGACAGCCCCUCCCUGUCCUCACGGAGCUUAGACUGCAGCUAGGUGCAGAGGUGUUGGGGUGCCGGGUAGAUGCCUAACUUUGUGUAGUGCAUGCCCACUUGUUGGUACGAGAGGCUGUGGUGGUCAGGGUCAUGGCUGAGGGCCACAGCAGCUCGGAUAACUCACUAGGUGGUCAGAAGAAGCCAGCUGGGGAGACUUGGGAGACAGAGGAAGGCCUCCUGGGGGAGAGGCAGGACAGUGAGGAGCUGGAAUGUGACCUGGAAUGGUUUCGAGAUGGGGUGCCAGGUGUCACCAUCUCUUUGCUGAGGCCUUAGUUCUGUGCACAGUCUCCCUUGCCAAUUCAGAACAACCAGGUGGAGCCCCUGUUGAACUUGGGCUGAAUGACAGCGACAGGGGGCUUGAUCAUCUCACGUGUCCCUGGAGUCUGUAUGUCAUGAAGCUGGCAGAGAGCUGGGGCCAGGAGAGCCCGGACUUGAGGUCAUCAGGCCUGGUGGAUCUUGUCUGGGUUGUACCUCUACUUUGCUACGAGGCCUCAGACAAGAUCCUUCACCUCUCUGAGCCUCUGCUGUCUUAGUCUGGCAGGGUCACCUGUAGGGUCACAUGACAGGUGUCUCUUGCCCUCCCUCCCUCCUAGGAGGUGGGCUGUGGCAGGGUCCCCUGGGGUAGGGCUUCGCCUGCCCUGGAAGGAUAUGGGAAUGGGCCUCUGAGUUCUGCUCAUAGCUGACUGCGAUGGUGGGGGGUGGAAUAGAACGCCCAGAGGUCAGAAUCAGAAGAACCUUGAAGAAGACCCGGUCUGGCUUCCCUCAGGGGAACCUGAGGCCCAGCUUAGGAAAGCCUGGGACCGUGCAGAGGGAGAGCAGACUCCUCUGGUCACCAUCAAGUGGCUUAUCCCCCCAAACUCCCACAGGGUAUGGUGAGACAGAGAAGGAAACAGGCUCGGUAACAUAGAUCCCCAAGCAAUGACUGGCAAAUGGGACUGGGACCCCUGACCCUGACACAUGGUGAUCACUGUCACCCCCAUCUAUCACCUCCUAUUCCUAGGGAGAGAAGCCGACAGUGAGGGCAGUGGGAGGUGGUUCUGGCCCAAUGCCCCAGAUGGGGUGAAAACCACCCAGGAAGCCCAGCACCCAGGCCAGAGAUGGAGCCCAAGAGCUCACAGGAGGUGUAUCCACCCCUGGGAAACUUCCAGACAAAGAAGGGAGGUAGCUGGGGCUGAGCCCGCCUCCAGGAGCCUGGAUGGGCCAGCUCUAGCCUCCACCUGCCAGGCAAGGAAGGAGAAGGUGUGUCGCUUGGCCCCUCCCCUCCUCCUCCCUCCCUUGCACAGAAAGCAGUGAGGUCUGGGGUCUUCAGCACUGGCCACUUGGGCCUCUGCCCCUGCUACCCCUCCCUUGGAAUGAUCCCUCUCUUUGGCGCCUGGCCCCUCCUGGUGGUUUCAGGUGCUGGGAGGAGGUCGGCACCCCCUGAGCCAGCUGCCUGAGGCACACACUGCCCUUCCUCAGUGAAGCCCACCCGGCCCUACCCUGUUCCUCUUCCUGCCCCUGUGCUGAGCUCCCUCCGUACCUUCCCUCUCUUGCUGAGGCUUUGCUGGUCCUCAGAUUGGAUUUUUAUUUAUUAGACAGCUACUCGGUUCCUGGGCUGCCAGGCAGAAGCACAAGAGCACACGGAUGCACGCAGAUGUUCUCAUGCACUCACACCUGCUCUCUCCCGUCCAGAGCUCCCAUGCCGCCUGGUGGAGCCGCCUGGGAGCUCGGUGCAGAGGGUUCCAAAGGACACAGCUGUUGAGUAGAUGCCAGAGAAUUCCAAACGGAAAACACAAGGCCGGGGCUUCACCAGCAUCAUGGCAGGAGGCCUUGGGUGUUCCUCCACGGGCCUUCGGCCUGUGUUUUAGCUUUGACUUUUUGAAAUGGACAUUGUGGAUUUUAUGAAAAACUUUCCUACCAUUAGUCUAGUUCCAACCUAGAAAAAAACUGAUGACAUAUCAAACCCGGCACCCCUUCCCCAAGGCGCCUUCGUUGGAGUUUGCCUUUUCCUAGCUGAUGCUGUACGGUUCUGGGCAAUUCUUGACCAUCCUGUGGGGCAAAGAUGUUCAUUGUACACAUGGGGAAGUCGACACUUGGGGCUCAUGAGGUGAGACAAUGGCAAAGCGAAUUUCAGCUCUCUGGGCCCCACUCUCUCCACAGAGUUGCGCUCCCGCCAUGGGAUCAUAUGGCUUAGAGGAUCCACCCCUCUGCCCCUAGAAGCCCCUCAGACUCACAAUGAGGAAGGAAAGAUCAGAGCCCCAGCGGCUGGCCUGGCAAAGGGCCCUGGGCUUGGUGGCUUUGCCGGUCCAGUCGUGCUCCCAUUCUCACUGAAGCCCGCAGUCUUUGCCCACACCCACAUCAGCAUUCCGUGGUUCCAUCCUGACUCCUUCCCUCCUGUUCUCCAAGGCUCAGAGCUGGUCCCAGGCCAUACCACAGUCCCUAACAGGCCCUCGACAUGGGCCCAGUCUCAUGGGGUCCAGGGCCCUGGUAUCAGGAGCUUCCCUUCGCUUUUUCCGCUUUGGAGCAGACUCCAGGCCUAGCGUGAGAAUGUACAGGAGUUGCUGGAGCCAGGGUCAUCCGGAUGCCACAGGCCUGAGAAACACAGAUUGCAGUCUCGAGAGCCCAGGCUGCUCCCAGAGCCAGGCAGGUGGCAUGACCUUGCUGCUCGGGCGGGGACGGGGCAGCACAGCUCGUCCCACAGUGUGGCAUUUAAGUGUAAAAACUUAAAACGCUCUAUCAACCAAUGAAAAAUAUGUCUGUGGGCCAAAUCUGACCCACUGGCCAAGAGCCCAUGGCCCUCAAUCUUCAUCAAAUGCCCCUUUCUUCUUCACCACAUUGUCCCUCAUUACAGAUUUAGAGGAGACGGGAGCGCAGAGGGGUGAGAGACGUGUCUCAGGUUGUCCAGCAACCCAGCGGCAGCGACAGGGUAACACGGUCCUGGCCACUCUCCCAGGCCUCAUCCUGGACCUUUGCAAACCAUGUGGGCUUUGAUGGUGGGACAGGGUAGAAGGUUGGGGGUGGUGGGGCUAGGGGAGGUAUUGGCUUUUAAAGGGAGAUCAGGGCUUCCUGGGCCUUUCACAUGGACAGCAUGGGGCCCAGAUGUAGCCUCAGGGCACUGAGGGGUAAAUUCCCAUUGUAAGACCUCAGAGAGGCUGCCCUGUCUCUGGCUCCAGACACCCCCCCCCCUCCGCCCCCGUUUGGCUGACAUUUUGCUAGAAUUGAGCUCCAAGCCCCAGGGAGGAAAUCUGAAAAACAAACCAGGCACUCCCCACUGCAGCAUCUGCAACUAAGAUAUGUCUAAGGUUCAGCUUCCUUGGAGGGGAGAGAAAAAUCCAGGCUCUGGCUCGAGUGGGUGAAUCCCACUGGACUCUGGGCUGGACCAGCUCCACAGUGGCUCUGCUGAGGCUGGCUCUGUGGCCUUGGCCUUGUCUCCUGUCUGGGACCUGACUCUGACAGUUUCUAGGCAUGCACGCUAGCUCUCCUGGUAAAUUAAUUCCUCGAGUUCUUCUGGCCUUGGGGAGAUCUGAGGCAAGUGCAUCCCGUGAAAGGUAACA